Messenger RNA from Leishmania major strain Friedlin, 750 nucleotides. RefSeq lists its product as hypothetical. The transcript has a single exon. Gene Ontology annotation, cellular component: nucleus; cytoplasm. The record is from RefSeq and is a predicted model, not a curated record. NCBI's taxonomy places the organism in Eukaryota, Euglenozoa, Kinetoplastea, Trypanosomatida, Trypanosomatidae. Gene Ontology annotation, biological process: protein K69-linked ufmylation. The coding region runs from base 1 to 750 and encodes 249 amino acids.
AUGACUCUCUGUCGCUAUUUCGUAUUUGCUCCCCUUUCUCGAUGUGCUUCCUUUCGUUAUCUUCCCGUGUGCUGCGCUCAGGUACCCGCCCCACUUCUCCCUUCCCUCACCACGUACACACACACACACACACCCACACACACACACGCAUCGACGGUGUUACCCGCAGUGAUCCCAUCUGCGUUCCGCUGGCACUCUUUCUCUCAACACUUUUACUUCUUUCGGCAUUCCACUUCUCUCUCCCCGCGUGCACGCACGAUCGACACCGACCGCCCUGGCCGCACCGACGGGCACCUCGUACAGAACCUCUUUGACCGCCGUAGCGGCGACGAGUGGCGGGAAAGGGGGGAGGGGGAACCUCAACGAAAACAGAAAAAAACGUUCACAUCUGUCGUACGUCGAACCAUGAGCGCUGCGAAUCAGUCCGGUGCUCCUGCGGCGCCGAGCGGCAACAAGGUAACCUUCCGCGUCAUCCUCACCUCGGAGCGGAGUCAACCAUUUCGUGUGAUCAGCAUUGCCGAGGAGGCCCCGCUCACGGCGGUGCUGCGCUUCGCCGCGGAGGAGUUCGGCAUUGCGUCCGUUGACUCCAUGGCCGCGACCACUAAAGACGGCACCGGCAUCAACCCUGCACAGACGGCCGGCACGGUGUUCAUGAAGUAUGGUCAGGAGAUCCGACUAAUUCCGCGUGAUCGCGUCGGUGCUGCCCCCUGCGUCCGCCUUCUGAGGAGCCGGUGGUGGUGUAGGGGGUGA